This is a messenger RNA of Cutaneotrichosporon oleaginosum, 864 nucleotides long. RefSeq lists its product as uncharacterized. Lineage: Eukaryota; Fungi; Basidiomycota; Tremellomycetes; Trichosporonales; Trichosporonaceae. The record is from RefSeq and is a predicted model, not a curated record.
AUGGUCGCGAUCCCAAUCGACACCCACCCGCACAUUCUGGACGCAAUCCUCGCACAUGCUCCGUACGAGUCGCUCCUUGCACUGCGUGCCGCCUGUCGCUCCCUCCGCGGGCGAGUCGACGCUCUUCUCGUGCAGCACAUCGCCUUCCUUGGCAUCGAUCUCCUUGCCGUGUGGGAUAAUCGGCGCGUCCGCAUCCCACGCACCGAGUGGUGGGACGUCACCGCACUGACAGAGGCUGUCCGCGCCGUUGACUUUUUCGGCGCGGUCGCUGUACGCCCAAACCUGCCGUCGAGAGCCGAGCGCUGCUGGUGCGAGGUGCAGCUUCGGGACUCGCGCGUCAGUCUUACCCAGGUGAAGGUUGUGCGUCAAUGGACACGCGAACAUCGUUGCGUGGACGUAACGGCCCCGCGGGUCGUCACCCUCCUUCCGCCCGGCAAGCCUCAGUACUUUGGGCGUCCUUGUCCCGAGCUGGCACCUGUGGCCGUCUUUCUAUGUUCGCCCGGCGCACUGCGCUGCGAUGUCGCGGGACUGGGUCACGUCGUCAUUCGCGCCCAGCCGAGCGACGAGAACGAGGUCGAUCCCACUAUCCUGUGCCUGGACCUCGCACGCGUCCUCGCGCUCGCCGACACCGGAUGUACACUCGUGGGGUGGGCCGACUUGCCGUUCCUGCGUAAGUGGGCAACGAAAGGAGAUGUCCGCGCUCAGAUUGCCCGCAAUGUCGCGGCCGAGCUCAUCCUCGAACACUACGUUGACGAGGACGACGCUCCGGCCAUUGUGGAUGAGAACCUGCGCAUUAUCACCCACGAGGAGUAUCGCGCUGAGAUCGGUGAAGAACUCUACGCAUUUGAGUCGUACUGUGUUUAA